This is a messenger RNA of Ostreococcus lucimarinus CCE9901, 1611 nucleotides long. RefSeq lists its product with no specific name. The record is from RefSeq and is a predicted model, not a curated record. Gene Ontology annotation, biological process: lipid metabolic process. Bases 1 to 1458 code for a protein of 485 amino acids. The transcript has a single exon. Gene Ontology annotation, molecular function: oxidoreductase activity, acting on paired donors, with oxidation of a pair of donors resulting in the reduction of molecular oxygen to two molecules of water. Lineage: Eukaryota; Viridiplantae; Chlorophyta; Mamiellophyceae; Mamiellales; Bathycoccaceae. Gene Ontology annotation, cellular component: membrane.
AUGGUCGGCGCGGCGAACGCGACGCACAUGCUCACGAACGCGCGCGCGACCGCGCCCGCGGGCGCGCGAUCGGCGCGUCGCGCGCGCGUGUUCGCGCGCGCCGACGUCGCGGUGCGCGCGGCGCCGACGUCGACGGGGCGCGCGCGGGACGGGCGCGCGCGAGGCGCGCUGGCGGUGACGCGCGAGCGCGCGAGCGCGGUCGAUGGGAAGAGACGGAGAAGCGCGCAGACGAUCGGGGCGGUGGCGAAUCCGCUCGCGGUGCCGACGUACGACGCGCCGGAGGGGAGGGAUAAGAAUGAACCGAUUCGCGUGAAAAUCGGAGACGAGUGGUACGACUGUCGGGGGUGGGCCAAGGCGCAUCCGGGCGGCGAACGGUGGCUGUACUUUUUCGAUGGACGCGACGCCACGGACGUGUUCUACGCGCUGCAUUCGUACGGCCCCAACGGCUCGGAUUUGGCCGUGCAAAGGUUGAAGAAGCUUCCGCGCUGCGACCCGCCGGCGGACAAGUCUCGCCUUCCGGAUGAGAAAUCGUACGCGGUGAGCAUGGCGUUCGGUGAAUUGCGCGACAAGCUCGCGGAGGACGGAUUCUUCAAGCGCCAACCGCUCAAAGAAGCUUGGGCGCUCUUCCAAGUCGUCGCUCUGUACGUGAGCGGAACCGCUCUCGCGUAUUCGCACCCCGUCUGGGCGACUAUUUUGCUCGGACUCGGGAUGGAACAAGCGGGUUGGUUGGGUCACGACUACGUCCACGGACGUGGGCCGUGGUGCUCGUUGAUGCGCUACAUGCCGACUAUUUUGAAUGGCCACAGUGUGGAGUGGUGGAUGCAAAAGCACUCGAUGCACCACUCGUUUACGAAUGAAGAGCACCUCGACAACGACGUCAUGAUGGAGCCGUUCUUCUUCUUGCGCUCGCCGCAAGAGUCCGGCCGACCGGAUCACCCCAUGCGCAAGUUCCAGCACAUCUACGGCUACCCACUGCUAUCCAUUAUGUUUUGGCUCUGGCGAUUCCACUCGGUUCAAACCGCGUGGAAGAAGAGGGAUUACAAAGAGCUCGCCUUCAUCGGGGCAAACUAUCUCUUCUUGGCGACGAUGAUGCCGUGGCAGGUGGCUGUCGGCUCUAUCACGCUCAGUGGUUUCCUCGUCGGCGCUCUCGUGAGUGCGACGCACCAGAGCGAAGAAAUCAUGGAGUUUGGUGAGAAUCCAGAGUACGUGGAAGGGCAAUUCCGCUCGACGCGCGACGCCGAGUGCGUCUUCGGCGGCUUGGAAACGUGGAUUUGGGGCGGAAUGGAUACGCAGUUGGAGCAUCACUUGUUCCCCACGAUGCCGCGUUACAACUACCAUAAACUUCGCCCGCUACUGAAGGCGUGGGCCAAGGCAAACGGUGUCACGUACCGCUCGUCUCCGAGCACGGAGAUCAUCGCCGACAACUUCAAGAUGCUCCAUCGCGUCGCCACCGCGUAAAAAUUUAUUCUUUACCCUGGACGAAUCCAGACGUUGCUUAAUUGUGUGUUACCCGUGUUUCCCUAUCGUGAAUAGUUACUUUUGAGACCGCAUGCGCGUGCGUUGCGGUGUUAGUGUGUUUGUGAAACGAAGCUAAAAAACUCGUAGACAAAA